UUGGAAGAUAAGGAAGAUUUUCAUGAGAAAUUCAUUCAUUUCCUUAAGUAUGCUAUGAUAGUCUACAAACGGGAACCAGCAGUGGAACAAGUGAUCAAUUUUGUGGCUAAAUUUGUUACUUCAUUUUAUCAAAUGGAGAAAGAAGAUGGUAGUGAGGAGGGAGAAGAAGAUAAUUUACUUCUAAAUGCCAUGCUUAACUUUCUGCUUGAGUCUCAUAAUGCGAACAGCCAUGCAGUUAGGUUUCGAACAUGUCAGCUCAUUAAUAAGAUUUUGGGAACUAUGCCAGAGAAUGCCCAGAUUGAUGAUGACUUAUUUGAUAAAAUUAAUGAAGCUAUGCUGAUUAGACUUAAAGAUAAAUUUUCCAAUGUAAGAAUUCAAGCUGUCUUGGCCCUGGCAAGACUUCAGGAUCCUAAGGAUGAAAACUGUCCUGUUGUUAAAAUUUACAACACAUUGCUUGAAAAUGAUUCAAAUUCAGAAGUGAGGCGUGCAGUGCUGUCAUGUAUUGCUCCAUCAGCAAGGACUUUGCCAAAAAUUGUAGGCCGCACUAUGGAUGUAAAGGAAGCAGUCAGGAAGCUGGCAUAUGAGGUUUUGGCAGAAAAAGUUCACAUGAGAGCCCUGUCAAUAGCACAGAGGGUAAAAUUGUUGCAGCAAGGGCUUAAUGACAGAUCUGAUGCUGUUAAGGAGGUAGUGAAAAAGAAGCUGCUUCAAGCCUGGUUACGAUUGACUGAAGGGGAUGUUUUAGAAAUGCUUCACCGACUGGAUGUGGAAAACUGCCCAGAAGUGGCCAUGCCAGUACUAAAUGCUCUGUUUUCAUUAUCUCCCCUUCAUGACUUUGUUAAGAACUGUAAAAACCUUGACAGCAGAAAACUGAUUCCACUGGAAGAUUUAACAGCUGAGAAUGUGUUAUAUUGGAGGUGUCUUUGUGAAUAUCUAAAAUCAAAAGGUGAAGAAGGUGAAGAUCUACUAGAACAAAUGUUGCCAGAACCAGCUAUAUACGCAGAUUAUUUAUUAAGUUACCUUCAAAAUAUGCCAGUUCUUAGUGAAGAACAAAGAGAAGACUUUACUUGUUUUGAAAACCUGAUGACCAAAGAGUUUAUAGGCCAGCAGCUGAUUCUUAUGAUAGGCUGCAUGGAUACCAUGGAAGAGGGAGGAAGAAAACACCUGUUAGCUACUUUACAAAAGAUUCUCAUUCUGCCUGCAACUUCAGCGGCGCUUGUAUCUCUGCUUGUGGAAAGAUUACUCAGUAUCAUUAAGGGUGAUGACAAAAGGAUUCAAACUAUUGCAGAAAUUAUAUCAGAACUUCGUGAGCCAAUUAUUACAUGUGACCAGCCUGUUGGUCCUGAAAUAAGAAGGCGAGAGCUUAAGCUGGCUGAAAUAAAAGUGAAACUUUUUGAAGCAAAAGAAGCUUUGGAAGAAUGCAUUACCCUGCAGGAUUUUAACAGAGCAUCAGAAAUAAAGGAGAAAAUAACUGAACUGGAACAGAUCAAAAAUGAUCUGAUAAAAGAAGCAGACCAACCUGAAAUUAAAGAAAUGCGUGUAGAGAAGAAUGAUCCUGAAACACUGUUGAAGUGUCUGAUGAUGUGUUAUGAACUUCUGAAGAUCAUGUCCCUUUCCAAAGGAAUUGACCCAACCAUUAAUGAAAUCAUUGAAUCUCUGGUACUUCCUGGCGUAACUAAUGUCCAUCCAGCUGUGAGAAAUAUGGCAGUUCUGUGUUUGGGAUGCUGUGGCCUUCAGAACAAAGAAUUUGCCCGAAAACAUCUUGCACUGCUGUUACAGGUUUUACAAAUAGAUAAUAUAAAGGUAAAGCUCAGUGCUUUAAAGGCAAUCUUUGAUCAACUAAUGCUCUUUGGGAUUGAGCCAUUUAAAGCCAGAAGCGGCAAUAACUCUCAAAGUGAAGGUGCACACAGUGAGACUGAAAAUUGUGAAGAAGACAAGGAAGAAAUAGAGGAGGAAGACGAGAGUGCUACGAUUCACAACCUCCUGCAGCUUCUCUCUGGUUUCUUAGACAGUGAGUUUUCAGAACUCAGGACAGAAGCUGCAGAAGGCAUAGCCAAGCUGAUGUUUUCUGGGAGGCUGAUUAGUGCCAAGCUGCUUUCUCGUCUUAUCUUGUUGUGGUAUAAUCCUGUGACUGAAGAGGAUACUCGGCUUAGGCAUUGUCUUGGAGUCUUCUUCCCUUUAUUUGCUUAUGCAAAUAG
Messenger RNA from Apaloderma vittatum (bar-tailed trogon), 2195 nucleotides. RefSeq names its product condensin complex subunit 3-like. Gene Ontology annotation, biological process: mitotic chromosome condensation. Gene Ontology annotation, cellular component: condensed chromosome; condensin complex; cytoplasm. The record is from RefSeq and is a predicted model, not a curated record. The annotation marks the transcript as partial. Lineage: Eukaryota; Metazoa; Chordata; Aves; Trogoniformes; Trogonidae. The transcript has 14 exons.